UUUUACCAAAGUAAUCAACUGAAAAUUAUUUUUACCACUUUGAUGACCAACCUCAAUGUUUUGAUAAGCAGAACUAUCAAAUAUUGCUUUCACAGUUUCUUGCUGAGCAAUUCUGAUUGGCCAACAAAGAGGAAGUUACAAAUUUCCCAACAUUUACUUUUGGACUUUGUCAGCAUACAAUGUCCUUACUUCGUCCACAUAUUAUUUCUUGAAUUCUUGCCAAUUUUUGGAUGUCAACUGUUAUCAAGGAGCGGUACUUAUCAAUACAAAGAACAUGCUAACAAAGGAAGAAGCGAUCAAAUUCCUUGAAGAUUCUUGGCAAAUGAAAGAUGUUGCCGAAGAGCUCCUGAAUGACCGUGAAAAAUUUCUAAACAAGCUGAUGGUUACCAUUCACGAGAGGGUGCCUUUUCAAACUUUAUUCGUACGUAAUCUUGCAUUUAUGCUUCAAGAAAAACAAGCAAGCAAGUUUCCUACAUUAGAUGAGGUUGAUCACACAUGUAUGUCGGGAAAUGGAGGCAACUGCACAUUUAUCAACUUGUUUAUUUCACGUCUUCUUGAGGCACUUGGACUUUCUACCUCUGUUAGUCUAGCAGUUGUAACAAGUAAUGUCUUUAAUUCACAUUUAAUUGUGAUUGUUAAAGACUUGAUCAAUGUGGGCGAUCGUCACCUCAUUGAUGGUGGUUUGGGCCUGCCCACGUUUCAAGCAAUCUCAUUAAACUUUAACAAGGAGUCACCUAUUUACCAGAAUUCCUUUCUUGAAUACAAGUUUAUCAAACAUGAUGGUAGAGUCCUUCGCAUGCAUGGUAAAGGAGAUUUGAUGGUCCGUAAUGAUCCACCAAAAGAGGUUGAUUUCAUUCAAGGAAAAUGGAGAAGAUUCUAUUCAUUUAAUAUUGAGAAUAUGAUGGAAUGGCAAAGCUUUGCAGAAUUAGUACCAUUUUAUGCAUCUCGUUUUCUUCGCAAGUUUGACCCACGUGCAGCCAGGUUUCCUGGUGGCAAAGCUAUUUUGCUGUAUGGUGAUAUAUUGUAUGUUGAAAAAGAAGACAAGACACUGAAAACAAUCUUUUUGAAUUCAAAAGAAGAGAUAUUUCAGGCAUUUGAGGAUUAUUUCCCCAGCAUUGACAAAGAACUAAUUAAGGAAGCUUAUUCAACAUGGCACAAGUCAAAAUUAUGAAUAGACAUUUGAUUAAGUACUUUGCACAAUAAUCACACAAUUAUUCCAAGCUACCGUAGCUUAGCUACCAUAAACUGUUCAUUGACUGACAUUAGCCAAACAUGGAAAGUAUAACCAUAUAGAAAUUACAAAAAUUAACAUGUGGGUCAUGGAUGAUUGGUUUGUAAUAAAAAAUAUAUCAUGUA
Dendronephthya gigantea is the source of this 1356-nucleotide messenger RNA. RefSeq lists its product as uncharacterized. The coding region runs from base 275 to 1171 and encodes 298 amino acids. The transcript has 2 exons. Lineage: Eukaryota; Metazoa; Cnidaria; Anthozoa; Malacalcyonacea; Nephtheidae. Gene Ontology annotation, molecular function: acetyltransferase activity. The record is from RefSeq and is a predicted model, not a curated record.